Suillus subalutaceus is the source of this 1939-nucleotide messenger RNA. RefSeq lists its product as uncharacterized. Bases 394 to 1773 code for a protein of 459 amino acids. The transcript has 4 exons. The record is from RefSeq and is a predicted model, not a curated record. Lineage: Eukaryota; Fungi; Basidiomycota; Agaricomycetes; Boletales; Suillaceae.
UCUUGAUUACGCACGGCGAACUUCCCAACAGCCUGUUUGCGCAAGAUCAUCGGUAUUGAUCGCAACAAAACAGGAACUUCACGCCCAGAACGAUACACGCACCAUCACUGUAUUUUUAUAUUUUGGUUCGGUUACAGGAAAACUUGAAAAUGGUGCGCUAGAAGACUCCUAGCAGCGGGAAUUACGACAAUACGAUCUAAGCCCAAGCGCUAGCGCUAGCAGUCCAGAUGAACAUCCAGAUUACAUCUGCCAUUCCAAGUGGUCAUGGUGGCCUCGGGGCAUAAGCGUUAGCGCUUGAAUCUGGUGUAUCACGCAAUAGCAUGCGUGCAUCGGUACACGAGCCCGAUCCCUUAAAUAGAGCGGGAUUAACAAGCGUAUAAUCUCAACUUCACCAUGACCCUCCUACUCUACACAAUCUUGGCAUGCAUUGCAUUUGUUUCUGCUUCACUGCCAAGUCUCAAUGGUACCAGUGUCCGUACCCUCGACGCCAGCGACUGUCCAUCCUGCAACACCAGAACCUUGUGGGACAUUAUCUGGAGCUGUGGGGUAACUUUAUUUGCAUGCACAUGGACUGCCGUCCAUACGAAUGUUCCGGGCAUGGACGAGAAGGCAUUUGCUAUCACCUCUCGUCGUUUAUUCACCAUGGUCAUGGCGUUGAUCGCCCCAGAACUCAUGGUCACCUGGGCCACGCGGCAGUUUUUCAGCGCUCGUGCAGCUGCCAAGGACUUCAACGAUGAAAUUGGUGCACAGCGUGCCAAGACCCAGGGCGAUCAUCAAGUUAUAUCAGAGGCCACGGUUCAAUCACUCGGUGAAAUUGAAAAAUCAAGUGGAAGUCCCAGCGGUCCCAAACCUGCAGAUUUUACAGUAUGGACAGCGACCAAUGGGUUCUUCGCGUGGAUGGGUGGAUUCAUGCUCUACAUCGAUAGCAAGCCGCAUGCCACUCUUACACCCCCUGAACUUCUGCACUUUGUUCAUGAGGGAUACGUGGACAUGCCUAUCAUUACAGAGGCAGAUAUAGAAGAUAGAAGCAAGGGUGAUGGACUAUCAAAAGGCAUCGCCAUUCUCCAGCUGGCGUGGUUUGUUGCCCAGCUCGUUGCACGUUACGUCCAGAACCUUCCAGUAACCUUGCUUGAAAUCGACACCUUGGCUAUAACUGCUCUGACCUGCAUUGCCUAUUGCUUGUGGUGGAAGAAACCCAAGGAUGUGCGACGUCCUUAUGUUGUUCAUUGGAAGGCAACUGCAUCUCCACCAAGUGAUUUAACCUACGAGAAGGUCGAAUCAGAAGACUCCGGUGUAUGCUGUCUUCCCUAUUUCUUUUAUCUCGCCGAUCCUUUUGUCAGUCUUAUGGGCAUCGACGCAUACGUUUCCCCUCGUGCUACUCGUUCUCAUCGUAUUCCGUCUCUGGGUGGCUACGGUGAUUAUCACAAUAUGACCACGCUUUUCCUUGGAUGUUUCAGUGGGAUGGUGUUUGGAGCCAUGCAUUGUCUGUGCUGGAAUUACUCGUUUCAGAGCCACACUGAGCAGUGGCGUGCGGCAUCCCUUGGGACAGCAUGUGUCCCAGUAUUUCUUUUUAUCAAUAUUGGGUGUUCCAUCUGGUUGGUCGACAUGGAUUCCGGUCAUGGACUAAUUAUGAUAAUCGCCGCCACCAUCAGCUCUUUCAUAUAUAUUGCUGCACGCAUUACGCUAAUCAUCCUUAUGAUGUUGAGCUUGCGAUCACUACCUCCUGGUGUAUACGAUACGGUAGAUUGGACCAGGUUUGUUCCACAUUUUUAGUUUUAUUGCAUUGCCAUAGCACAGUGUGAUAACCUGCAUAUUCUUACUAUUGCUGUCAAAAUCGGAGGCGUGAAUGCAGCUCGGGCAACGCUUAAUGAUCUAAUGAAAAGCUGCUACAUGAGUUAUCCGCGAACAGCAUCGACACGUACCUUUGGCGAAGCCCAUC